GAAUUGUCAUCCUUUCCUAGCACAGCCUCUACAUCAACGGAAGACCAUGAAAGCAUUUCAGGAUCCACUUCCUCCAGGAAAUUGAGAGUAACUCUGUUAAGCAGUGAAUGGAGAUCAACAAAAGGAGGCUUGUCAACCAUCAACCGAGAGCUGGCCAUUCAGUUGGCUAAACACCCCAGCGUGGAGGUCAGUGUUUAUCUCCCCAAGUGCAGCGAGGAAGAUAAACGAGUUGCUGCAAGUCACAAUGUCCAUCUUAUUGAAGCAGAAGAAAUGCCAGGCCUAGAACCAAAUUUCUGGUUAUCUUGUUUGCCGGAAGACCAUUCUGUGGACUUUGUGAUAGGACAUGGAGCCGUUCUUGGUCGGCAAGUGCAGAUUAUAAAACGACAUCAUCAUUGCAAGUGGAUUCAGGUCGUUCAUACAGCUCCUGAAGAGCUUGGUAUGUACAAGUCCUAUGCAGAUGCUAUUUCAAGAGGCGAGAAAAAGCACCAAGCUGAGGUAAAACUCUGUGAAAAAGCUGAUCAAGUUGUAGCAGUUGGUCCUAAGCUGGCUGAAGCUUUCUCAGGUUAUCUCCGUGCCUGUGGAAAGGAUCAAGAAGUCCUCAAUCUUACCCCAGGCAUCUUCUCUGAGUUUUCUGAUGUAAAGCAAGCCAAUGAAGAAAGAAAAACAUUCAGUGUUUUAGUGUUUGGACGUGGUGACAAUGAAGACUUUCAGCUGAAAGGAUAUGACAUCGCUGCUCACGCUAUUGCGGAGUUGAAAGACGAGCCACAGCCCUAUAAGCUCUUGUUUGUUGGAGCUCCAAGUGGAGAAGAGGAGAAAGUAAAAGAUUUAUUACUUAAGCAAGGCAUUGAUCGAAGUCAACUAACUGUGCGUUGUUUUAAUGAAAGUAGAGAGCAGUUAGCCCGUUUGUUUUGUGAAGUAGAUCUUGCUGUAAUGCCAUCACGAACUGAGGGCUUCGGUCUAGCUGCCCUAGAGGCUUUAUCAGCUGGUCUGCCUGUGCUGGUUAGUGGAAACUCUGGUCUUGGCGAGGCCUUACAGGAAGUUUUGAUCGGUUCAAAUUGUGUGGUGGAAUCAGAAGAUCCUAAAGAUUGGGCCAAUGCAAUUAAAGCUGUUCGGAAGAAAAAAAGGAAGCUGCGACUGAGAGAGGCCAAGCUUCUUCAAGGAGAGUAUGAAGAGAUAUACAGCUGGCAGGAUCACUGUAAUAGACUUGUGCAACGAAUGCUUGCCAUUUCUCAAGGUAACAGGCUCACUUUUUAAUUCAAAUUGGUCUUGGUAUUGUGUAAUCUGCUGGCAUUAGGGAAUGUACAUUUGUAAGUUCACGCAAUUACAAUGACAGCAUUAGUGAAAACUUCACAACAUACAUAAGAAGCAUUGAACAAGACUCCUUUAAGACUGACUUACAAGGUCAAAACGUUUUCACACUGGUUACAGGUUAACAAUGUUAGAUGCUGAGAAAUAAUACCCGCCUCAGGUUUAGGUUUUUCGUGCUAAGUAGGGUAAUGGACCACACCAUAAGGAAAUUGCAUUUUAUCAAAGAGGCUUGGUUGUUUCGAAUAGGUUAUUUAACGUGAAAUUUUCGGUUUGCGACAUCUAAAUGCUGGUCAUAGCCACAGUGUAGAGGUGAUGAGUAACACUAGACCUCUUAAGCGUGUAAGUUUUGUUUUCCCAAUGCAGGUCAUGUGUUCAUACUCUAGAGAACUGUUUCUUUCAAAUUACAUCUUAUUCACGUGCAUACAUGUAUCUACACAUAAAAAGACACAAAGUGUCAAGUUCCCCUUGGACCUCUGGGAAAACAGAACAUACAAUCUAAAUAGGGCUAUUGAUUGCCCAAUGGUAAUCCGGAUUUCAGAAUUCGGGAAACUUUUGCUUGUGGAAUAUGGAAUUCGGGAAUUUUUUUCGUGGAAUAGGAAAUCCUUGGCCUUGGAUUUCAACAACUGGAAUCCUAAAUCCAUUACCUGGAUUUCGGAAUCCCCAGUGUGGACUCCAGAAUCCAAGUCUGUCUCGUCCUGUGUUUUUUGUUUGAUUAGUUCAAUUCAACAGAGUUAUGCAGCGUUUGGAAAUAAUAUUUUCAAACUCAUUAAUAAUUCAUUAAGAAAAUACAAAGGAAAUUAAUGUUUAAUGAGUGUUUGGAAAUCGGAUGAAACACUGCUUAGUAUUUGCAUCCUUAAUUUCUCCUUCAAAAAUGAUUUUGUUUGAGAAGAAAUAUCAAACAUUCGACACAGUGUUUUAUCACCAGAUGAAACACCUCGAAGUUCGUCAAAAAUACUCCGCUGCGCGUCGUAUUUUCAACUCUCUUCUCGGUGUUUCAUCUGGUGAUGAAACACUGCAUCUCAUGUUUGAUAUAUUACUUACAAAAUUCAGGGCUUGAAUGCCUGACAGGCCUUUUUCAAGCUUCUUAAAUAGAAAGGCCAUAUUUAUGUGGCUAGUUAGUACAAUUGCAAAUGGAAUGGAUAUAAGGAUUGAAUAUUACUGUAUAUACCGUGAAGGUAAAAAAUGAAAAUGGAGAAAAAUACAAAAACAGUAUUUGAUUGGAUUUUAGGCUCGGCAAAGAAACGUCAGUCUUCCAAGAAAGGCGAAAGGCCGUUAUCUUCAAGUAACAUUCCAGCCCCGAAAUACCCAAGGCUAUUGAAAGAUGAAGGUAAGGUUUGUUUUUGCUCAAGUUCAAAUAAAGGCUAGUUGUUUCUUUGUAUGUAUAUUGUAUAUGUACAACCAUCUUAGUGGGGAAGAUAUUUUCAGUCAGUGAUACAGGCGGCUCGUAAAACAUUCAAGUACUCCCCGAAUAGGAGUCGAAUUUAUGAGGUUCUGGUUACUGGUCCAGAUGCUCUACCACUGAGCUACAAAAGACUCGUGAAAGCUAAGGCGACUAAACUUAAGGUUCAUGUGACAAACAUCCUGCACACUGCUGGGACUAUUGUAGCACUAGUAUCACACACUGCAUCGGAAGUAACACAAAGUGGAUGAUUUUGUGUCCAUUGAUUGAGGCCUUAUUAUGACCGCCCCCUCUGCUUCAAGGUUUGAAGUUGGGCAGUCAAGGAGCUCGAGUCACUGUCACUCACACUUGGAGCAAAUCGCACGCUUCUCACGUUUGACCCGCCCUCCAAACUUCGAACGUGCUUCACAACACCUUGAAGCUACACCACCCGAGUUAAGAAUUUUUUAGCACAUUUUGGUGCAAACCGUAGUCAGGUCUCUCUUCAGUUCCUUGAGUGAACGAUUAUCAUUAAGCGUUUAGUUCCUAAAGCUGUUUUUUUUUCGUCGCUAAAGGAGACGAAGCACAAAAAUGUUUUCUUUUCCUUGGUUCUCAGUAAAGGAAUUUUUCAUCUCAAAGUUGCUGUCUAAGAAAAUUCUUUAGGGGCGCGAAGGGCUCCUAAAGCCCAUUCCAAAAAAUCAGUAACUAUAUUUAACGUGUCAAACUUCUAGCACACGACAACUGGUGCCCUAAUCGGUUGAUCGAUAAGCUUCAAAUCUAUCAUUUAUCAAACUCAAGGGCACAAAUAGUUUUAAAGGGCCGGCUAAUAUUCAAGGGCCAAUCUCCUUUUUUCUGUACUAGAGGGUUUUUUUACUUCAUUGUACAUUAAUUUUGUAUUUUGAGGGCGGAACCCUGGAGCCAGGGUACCUAAACCUAGUUUUAAUUAGUUCACCAGAAUGACCCUAUCAAAAGUGUCGGUAGCUUAAGUUGACAGUCUUGACCAGAUCCUCGAAACUUGAUUACUAAGUCUCCCUUGCAGCCGUUUUUGUCUCGUCACACAACGCUAAACGGGAACGUUGCGUGACGAGACAAAAAUAGAACAACACUUUCGAGAAAUCAGCAUUUUUUUAUAUUCAACACUAAAAAAGAUCUCAAGAAACGAUUCAUUUCUUAAGAAAAAUAAAAAUAACCAUUUGCACGUACAGCGAACGGACCGACCAACAGUACUAGCUUGUACAAUUUAAGCGAAGUUAAUUUUAAGUUUUUAGGCGAUAAAAAAGGACCAACGAAAGGUUUUAUCUUGAAUUUUGUAAAAUUGACUAAGUAUUUUUGUAACAAGUCUAUCUUUUGAACUAUAAAAACUGUUUUUAUAUUUGUAAAGGCACGUAUUUAUGUCACCUGCGACGGCGUCAAUUAAAAAAGAAAUUAAAAUAUGAUCUUGAAUAGCUGCCAUGGCUCAUUUUCGAAAACUAAAAUGUGUUUGCGAGCCUUUCAAAAUCUACCGCAAAACGUACAGCAAAAAAAUAGAAAGGCCUAGAUAAGGCUGAAUAAAUGAUGAAAGAAAUCCGGAGGGUGUAAUUUGCAGGUCGCAGGUUGCCGGUUGCAGGUCAGAAUUUGGAAAAAGAGUUAAAUGUCCUGAAUGGUUAACAGAUCUUCCCGAACUCCCAAAACAGAACAUUACAAUGAUGUUUUGGUGAUAUCAUAUUCUUGACAGGGUCACGCAAAACAGGAAAUAUCAGAUCUCAGUUCUAUAAAUCGAUUCUUUAGUCCAAGAUGCACGCCGUGGAUAGCUGGCACGUGGAGAGUAGAUCAUUAACCACCGGAAAUUUCAACUUCCGUUUCUUCUUUCACCAUUCAUUUAUUUUUUGUUUUUUUAAGUGUACCCAAUCAAGUUGAAAAAUUACGGAAAUUCUGGAGGUGUGGGGGGUAUUUCAAGAACUCCCUGGAAUGGAUAUUCCUGGGGUGGUGGGGGGAUCUAAAGCAAAAAUACCCUCCAUGGGGGGAGUAUGGAUAUUUUCUGGAACCACACAAUCUGUCUUCAAAAUCCGUCAAUAUUGACUGAUAAACAUACGGAUAAAGUCAGACGAAUUAUUAAAACCGAAUUACAAUUGUAGGAACACCGUUCCGUUGUUACAUUAAACGUAUUAUCACUCGAUGGACGUUUUUCUACUUUUUCAUUGGCCGGGCGCUCACAACGUGACCUGCAAAUAACUGCCUACAAAUAAUGGUCUGCUCGAGCGCAAUAUCGUCCAACUGUGUUUAGGUACAAAUUAUAUUCUGCUCUUGCGUAAAUGGAACCACGCUUUUCUCCUCUCUUGUGAUCGCUCAGGCUUAAAAAUGGCAGAUAGCUUCGUUUCUUAUGGUGUGUAGCGUUAAGAAUAUGUUGGUAGGACUGUGGUGUGUAUGCUCAGCAGCAUUGCGUGCCAAGAGUGUGUGUGUCAAGAUGAACAUGGUAGAGACAGUUGUAUGAAUUUACCGUUCCAUCUACAUUUGUGUAUAAACCUCUUUAAUCAUGGCCUUACCGACUGGUAAACAAAUACUUUAAAGAUCGAUUAAUUGGUAAAUUAUCUUCUGGACAGUUAUUUAGACAAAAGCCUAAUUAUGUUGGUAUUUGCUGUAUUUAGUUUCUGGCACAGCAAAGAGAUCCAAGUCUUCAAAAAAAGCCAAACGGCUGUUAUCUUCAAGUAAUACUUCAGCUCCAAAACAUCCGAGACUGGUGGGAGAUAAAGGUAAAGUUUUUCUUUUUCUUAUUGAGAGUAAGGGUUAGUAUUUUAUUGCAUGUAUAUGGGAGAGUAUAAUAAACUUUCUCAAUAUAGCAUAGUAAGGCCUUGCGUCGUCGGUCUUACGUUCCCUGAGCGCAGCUUCAUAAUCUGCAUACCUGACGAAAUACAGUGGUGGUGCUUUUCUUUAAGGUAUUAGACCACGUAAGCUAAAUUCCCUCAAGCUACGCAGGGGCUUAACCAUUUGGCGUCCGACAGCGAGUAGUUGCGAAUCUAUUUCUCUCUCUUUCGCUCCCUUUAUUUUCCCUUUGCCUUUCAUUUACAUAGCCAGCCAGCUUUCUUAACCACCAUAUCGUCUUUUUUCCGCAUGGAAUUGUGGCUGGCUGACUUCUAGAAAAGAGACAAAUUUAAUCUGCGAAGAGUGGUUCUUCAAACUUCCAGAAAAUGGAUUUCUCCCAAAAAAUGUUACGUGGUUCUUUGUGUAUAAUAUUUUUGUCAGGGUUGGUCAGAAUUGCCAAAAUGAGGUACCUGUGGAAAGAUGUUAUCCUUGCUAAUGUUGCUUCAUGCAAGUAUAAUUUAACAGGCGAAUUAACGGCCCUCCUUCUGACUGAGGGGAGAAGAACAUGAAAAACUUAAUCCGUUUGUAAUAGAAAACCUUUAGGUUUGUUUUAUUGACGUAAAUUUCCCGACCUUUUUGUUUCCAGCUGUUUGGGACAACUCGGUUGUGAAAUUGCUCAAAGCUGAAUACAAAAGGCGCUCUCAGUUAAGACCCCUUCUUUGGGACAACACCAUCGAGUUACCCCUAGAGAAUGUCUACACAAGACUGAAAAUCGUUUCACGAAGAAAAUUGGCCAUCCAGAUAAAAGACGAUAAGGUGAAUGCUUUCGGCAUCUUCAAAGCUCCUUUUAAAGGUUUGGAUGUCAUGACGCUAACAAGUGGAAGUUCAGAUAUGCAAGUGGGCGAAAGUGAGGCGAAUGUGUUCAACGACUUCACUGUUCCUGAUAAAGCUGAGGAUGUCCCGACGCCAGCAGAAGAAGGAAACGCAGACUUACCGAGAGAAAAUGACGAGGUAAAAGUAUUUGAAAUCUUCAAGACCCUUGAAAAAGGUGAGGAUGCUAUGACGCUAGUAGAGGGAAGUCCCGGAAUCGGUAAAACUACGUUCUGCCUCAAACUUGCCUAUGACUGGGUUCAUGGAAAAAUCCCAUCAGAGUGCUCUUUUCCCAAAUUUGAGUUUGUGUUGCUCCUCAAAUGUAGAGACAUUGAUGGAAAUAUAAUGGAUACCAUAAGGGAACAACUUCUCCCCAGAGAUAUCGACGAGGAGACUGUAGAGAAAUUUUUGCACUUCAUGAAGGACAUUCAUAACCAGGAGAAAAUUUUAAUCAUUUUGGAUGGUUUAGAUGAGCUGCCUGAAAAAUCUCAGUGUCAUGUGGAUGAGCUGCUUCACCGACGAAUUUUACCUUUCUGUUAUGUUUUGGCUACUUCGCGACAAGAAAGAGGUAUUGAUGUACGAAAGAGAUUCGUCUUUGACAUUCAUUUGGAGAUCAAAGGAUUCACAGAAGGCGAUGCUUUUGAAUAUAUCAGAAAACAUUUUGCAAAUAUUGGUCGAGGACAUUCACCAAAGGGAGAGAGACUCAUAACAGAAAUAAAAGACAACGAGUUUUUGCAUGCUCUCCGAAGCAACCCCCUUAAUUUACUCCUUCUCUGUGUAAUCUAUGAGGAUUAUGAGGGAAAGCUGCCUUCCUGCCGUUCUAAGCUUUACCAAGUUAUUGUCCUUUGCCUUUUAAGACGAUAUUGCGCUAAACACAACCUGCAAGCCCCUGAAGGUGACGACGACUUAGAGAGGUAUUUUGAGAAGGACAUACUUGCACUCGGAGAGCUAGCUUGGAUGUGCCUGCUGAGUGAUCUUCAUGGUUUCCGUGAAAAAGAAUUAGCUGANGGACAUUCACCAAAGGGAGAGAGACUCAUAACAGAAAUAAAAGACAACGAGUUUUUGCAUGCUCUCCGAAGCAACCCCCUUAAUUUACUCCUUCUCUGUGUAAUCUAUGAGGAUUAUGAGGGAAAGCUGCCUUCCUGCCGUUCUAAGCUUUACCAAGUUAUUGUCCUUUGCCUUUUAAGACGAUAUUGCGCUAAACACAACCUGCAAGCCCCUGAAGGUGACGACGACUUAGAGAGGUAUUUUGAGAAGGACAUACUUGCACUCGGAGAGCUAGCUUGGAUGUGCCUGCUGAGUGAUCUUCAUGGUUUCCGUGAAAAAGAAUUAGCUGAGCUUGAAAAAAGAUACAAAGGAUUGAUAUCCCGUCACAUAGGCCUACUUUACAAGGAAGAAAGUCUGAAGAGGUUAACACCUCAACAUGAGUACUACUUCCUUCACAAAACCUUCCAAGAGUACUUGGCUGCGGCAUAUAUUGCGCACAAAUUGCGAAGAAAUCAAUUGAAUUUGUUUGAACGUUUAAGCUUUGAUUGUGUCUGGUAUACUGGGGAUGGAGGCCCGCAUUCUAUUCGCCCAGAUUGGUGAAGAGCUGAAGAACUGGGGAGAAUGGAACUGGAACGAGUGCAGACAGUUUGGAGUAGUGAAGAUGCGAGCUUAUGAUGUUUUUGAAUUUCACGAUGACUAUUUAGGUUUGGAAACAGCGUCUUUUCUUACCCAGAGCUUCAAUGAAAGUGGACAUGCUGAAAAAAUGGCAGUUACUCUUUGUUCCUAUAUACCCUUCCCAAAGCAAGUUGAGGCUGACCUUUCCAGUCAGGACAAGUGCAAUAUAUUUCACGUUUUAGACGCAUGCAAAAGUUUUUGUAAUUUACAGAAGCCAGUUAUUCUCACCGUUCGUGCUGAAAAUCAUGACAUACCCUUAUGUCGCUAUCAGAGAAUUGCAGGGUACAUUCAAUCCUGCCCAAAGACACAGAAACUUAACCUUUUAACCCCUGUAGUUACAUUAGACCUAGCCAACGCGCUACACAACGGCUUAUUUGGAAACACUACUUUAUCAGAGUUUACCCUACAAAUAUGCGACAGUAUCCCUUGCAACGCAGCUAUUUUAAUCGGUGAAUUGUUAGCUGCACGCGGAUCCUUGAGAAAAGUAACAUUUCAACUUGACAGAGUGUGCGGUGAGACUUGGGCCAGUGCUAUUAAACCUGCUUUGUUUGCGGACACUCCUUUGAAGUCUGUGGAACUCCAGGUUCGUGGAUCAUUUAGUGAUACUGCAGUCCAUGGUUUAGGAAAGCUCUUAUCAAAUAAAGCUUUGGCCUCAUUUUCCCUUAAUGUCUCUGGAGAUGUGCAAGAAUUUGUAACUGCUGUUAUUAGCAGAGGAAUUGGGCAACAAACCGUCCUCAGGUCAUUGUCUUUCAGCGUUGACGGCAACCUUAGUCUCUCUGGUGUAAAUGCUCUUCAAGACAGUCUUCUAGAAAAUCGUUUUUUAAAUGAUUUAAUGCUGAAUGUCUGUGGAAAGAUUCCUGACAACUGGCAGUCUGUUGUGGAAAAUCUUCGUUCGGUAAAGAAGGGGUCAGUUAACUGUACUUUUGAUCCAGACCCUGGCAGCAGUGUUACAUGUAAUCAAGUGGUGCAUUUUCGUCCUGCUGUGGUCGAGAAGGGGCUAGAAACAAAACAACACUUAACUGUAGUUCUUUGGGGAGAGCUGAAGUGUAGUGGAGCGGAAGAUUUAUGUGAGAUCUUGGUGCGUGUCCCCCUGAGAAGCCUCACUUUGAAAGUGCAUGGAAAAUUCAGUGACGGUGCUGCUAAUAUUAUUAAAAGAUAUAUUGGACGACAAAAUACACUAUCAUCCCUGACAAUCAAUAUUUGGAGAAAGUUGGCCUUGGGGACAGGAACCCUACUUCAGGAACUAUCAAAUAACAACUUAACUGUUCAAGUAAAAGAGCAUGGCGUCUCUGUUGUUCCUAAGGAAGCGUGUAAUGCCCUUGAUGUCUCCAUUGACAAUCCUGCAUCGCUGACACCAAUGUUCUCUGAAGUUAAGAAUACCAGAAAGGAAAGGAUCAAUCUUAAAAUAAUUUACCACGAUGAAGUAAUUAGUGACUGGCCACGUCUGCUAGGUGAUGCUUUGGCAGAAAACACAUCGCUUACUACGCUGGAUCUUACAGUGAUCAACUACACGAUGAAUCCAGGAAUAGGGAAAGACCUCGGGGAUAGUUUGCUGCGAAGUUCUUCGUUGACAGUUUUAAGUCUUACAAUCAGCAACUACAGUAACAUGGCAGAAGGCUGGGAAUGCAUGCUGAUCAACAGCUUGGCUAAAAUGACGUCAUUAACUACAUUUAGUCUCUCAAUUGACGAUCGUGGCAGGGAGGUGAAAUUUGGAGAAGAUUUGAUGGCACUGAAGUCCUUGUCUACACUUUCCGUCGUAAUCAACGGUAUUAAGUUAACUUACUUUUGGGGUAAAUUUCUGAGAAAAUGUUUGGAUGAAUGCACUUCACUAACAAAACUCUGUCUGACAAGCAACGAAUACAUGGAACAUGGAAAUAGCCCUUACGAUGCCACCUUCUUAAACCGCUUUUCUGACGAUUCAAUAGAAAAACCUGUGAGUUGGCUAGGAGGUCUCAGGUUUGGACUAGCAAGUACCUCAUCUUUAAAGGAACUGGUCAUUACGAUUAACAACAUCACCCGUACUUAUUAUCACUCGAUAGCGCUUUCAAUGGCACAGUUCUCAUUGAACAAUUCAAUAGCGUCUCUCACUGUGACAGUCAGUGAUUACGACUUUUCGAGCUGUGAAAUGUGGGUAGCCGCUCUGAAAAAUUGUGUAGCGAAAAACGAGUCGCUAACUACACUCACUCUGACACUCAAUGACUACAGUGACGGUCAACAGUUUGGCAGUCUUUCUCGAGAAAGACGUGAUGGUAAUUUUCCAGAAAACACCUCAUUAACUGAACUCAAUCUGACAGUCAACAUCCGUCGUGAAGUAAGUGAAGACUGGUUACCAUUUUUGUGUGACCAUUUAAUGAUGAAUUGCUCCUCCCUGAAAACAGUGAGAUUGCAAGUCAACAACCAUUGCGCUACAGGCAAA
Molecule: messenger RNA, 10412 nt
Organism: Porites evermanni
Lineage: Eukaryota; Metazoa; Cnidaria; Anthozoa; Scleractinia; Poritidae
Source: the annotation of a GenBank genome assembly